This is a messenger RNA of Ustilaginoidea virens, 1146 nucleotides long. RefSeq lists its product as uncharacterized. The coding region runs from base 1 to 1146 and encodes 381 amino acids. The transcript has a single exon. The record is from RefSeq and is a predicted model, not a curated record. NCBI's taxonomy places the organism in Eukaryota, Fungi, Ascomycota, Sordariomycetes, Hypocreales, Clavicipitaceae.
AUGUCCAGGGCAGAGCAUUCCCGCAACGUCCGGGCCUCCGUUGAAGAACGACGUAACCAGGCCUUGGCCAACUGGAGCCAGUAUCAGCCUCAAGUCCACGCCCAGAUUCAGCGCCUCUUCUCGGAUUACGAGCCGCCAUGGUACGCAAGACUGCGCGGCUUUGACCGCAGCAAGACCCUCGCCCUGGCCGAGGCUACUGUCGUCAGUCUUGCCGCCGGCAAAUCCAGGAGCCUGAGCGAUUCGGAGACCCAGGCCUUGACCGAGCACCUCUUGUCCACCGUUCAUAACAUUCAGGCCUGGAAAUGGGCCAUGACCGGCCUAGCAGCAUACAUGACGUACAAGGGGCGGCGAACCAUGCGCUUUCCUUUCUUCAACGUCGUUACGAACGGAGGGAAAUACGACGCCUUCACUCGUGGCCCCCGAAUCCGCUUCGUGUGGCAUUCGGCUCGGUUUGCUGCCUAUUACGGCGUCAUCUGGGCCUUCGGACAGCCGCUCUUCCAAGCAGCCAACUUUUUCCGCCAAAAAUAUGCAAUGGCGCAAGAUGACCGGUUGAACUCCCUUUUUGGGCACGGAAGGGAGCAGGCUGGUAGGGUCCUAGGUGCCGUUCAAGCCUCGAAUUCUCAGCACAGCGGGAACGAUUGGAGCUCAGAUACUCAGCACGAGUAUUCCAUCCAGUCAGAAGAAGACAACUAUCAAGCGCCAUCUCAGGCUGCUGGGGCUGAUAAGCCGCGGCCAUGGUCAGGAUACCGCCACCCUGCUUCUUCGCGGCAGGCCACAACAAGGAGUCGGGGCGUUGACGAUGACUUUGACGACGCCUCUCCCGUGGCUCCAUCCUCACUGCCACAAGAUGAUGGCGGUUCGGCAUGGGACCGUAUCCGGCAGCAAGCGCAGUAUCCGCCCAAACAGGCCCGUUCACGAGAUGAACGACAGACUUGGGAGGCCCCUCAGAGGUCAACUGCAGGGUGGGGAAGCCGUGAGGAUGCCAGCCCGCAGAAUCGCGCUUCUUUUGUAAAUAGGUACGAUGCAUCGUCUGUCGAUGAGGAAAACAAUACACCAAAGAGCCAGGCUCAGAGGGAAUUUGACGAGUUGUUGGAGCGUGAGCGAAGGGGAGGGGGCCAAGAAACUGGAACAUGGGUCAAAAGAUGA